This is a messenger RNA of Oppia nitens, 1483 nucleotides long. RefSeq names its product cytochrome P450 2J6-like. Lineage: Eukaryota; Metazoa; Arthropoda; Arachnida; Sarcoptiformes; Oppiidae. The coding region runs from base 5 to 1483 and encodes 492 amino acids. Gene Ontology annotation, molecular function: iron ion binding; heme binding; monooxygenase activity. The record is from RefSeq and is a predicted model, not a curated record. The transcript is spliced from 7 exons.
CUAUAUGUUAGAAAACUUAGGUUCUCUAACAUUGUUUGUCAUAUUUAUGACAUUCAUUAGACACGUAUUAUAUAAUCUGAAAUUACGUAAACAUCUGCCUCCCGGUCCCACUGGACUGCCUAUUGUCGGUUAUCUACCAUUCCUUGGCAAUGAAGCUCACAAAGAUAUUGCCAAAUUGGGCGACAUUUAUGGAAAUGUUUUUACACUACAGUUAGGCAUACAUAACGUUGUUGUAUUGAACGAUUGGGAAGCCGUUAGGGAUGCCCUACAUAAGGACGCAUUUUUAGGACGUCCAUCAAACAGUCCGUUCACUUUUAUCGGCAACUCGACAAGCCUUAUUGACCAAAAGGGAAACGUAUGGCGAGAUCAGCGCCGAUUUGCAGCCAAAGUACUCAAAGAGACCACUUUCGGUAAGGGAUGUCUGGAAGAGAAAAUCUUAGCCGAACUUCGACACCUGAUCCGACUUAUCGACGGCGCCAACGGACGGCCAAUGAAUUUGCGGUCACUACUCAGGCCGAGUAUUUCAAAUAUUAUGUCUGAAUUGGUUUUCGGCCAUUCGUACGAUUAUAAUCAUCCGUUGCGCUGUGCAUUGGAUCAGAUGAUCAGUAUAGCCUACGAACGAUUUCCGGUCAUCGGCAGCUUAUCGAUGGCACCGGUAUGGUUUAGCAAACUGGUAUUAAGGGUGGGCGGCAUUGAUAAUAAAAAACAAUUUGAUACAGUAUUUGCCAUAUUUGACGAUGAAAUCAGAUCUCAUGAGAAAUCAUUUAAUUGGAAAAAUCGUAGCAAUAAUUAUAUCGAUUCAUAUUUAGGUGAAAUGCAAUUAAGGCAACAAAAAGAUCCCUAUACUAUGUUUACAAAGAGCAAAUUGAAUGCCAAUUGUCGACUAUUUUUCGGUGCCGGUAACGAACCGGUGCGGACAACCAUCGAAUGGGCACUUAUAUUGGUGGCCAGUAAUAGUGAUCAUCAGCUGAGGAUUCAACGUGAAAUCGAUAGUAUUGUAGGACCGGGUCGUCAGCCCUAUUGGGCUGAUAGGCCUCACAUGUCGUUUACCGAAGCCUUUAUGAACGAAGUAUUUCGUUGGAAAACUGUAUUCCCAUUAAACCUAAUGAGAAGCUCAAUAGAUAAUUCAUCAAUUUUGGGCCAUUUUAUUGCCAAAAAUACCCGCAUUUUGGCCAACAUAUGGGCCGUUCAUAACGAUCCAAAAGUAUGGGAUAAUCCCCGACUGUUCAAUCCAUGCCGUUUCCUAACAGAUGACGGCCGACAGGUUAUACCAGUAGACGCUUUAAUACCGUUUUCAACCGGUAAAAGGUCGUGUAUUGGCGAAUCAAUGGGUCGGCUACAGGUGUUUCUCUAUUUUGUUACACUAUUACAACGCUAUACAGUAAGUGUGGCCAAUGGAGAACUGUUAGGUUUUGAGGAUCGGUUCGGUCUAACCAUACAACCCAAAGAUAGAGUGAUACUUAGCUUUCAAAAGCGUAUCUAA